This is a messenger RNA of Candidula unifasciata, 532 nucleotides long. The record is from the annotation of a GenBank genome assembly. NCBI's taxonomy places the organism in Eukaryota, Metazoa, Mollusca, Gastropoda, Stylommatophora, Geomitridae.
AUGAAGAGCAAAUUUACAUUGUAUAUGUUUAAACCAAAAGGUCACCCCCAGAAGCAGGUGUGUGCAUUGUUUCCAGAGCCUGAUUAUAAAGAAAUAAUAAAAGAGGCACUAGGAAACUUAGACAUAAUCUUGCAGAGCCCGAAUCACAAAAUCUUCUCACAGAAUAUUGAAAAGGUGGUUUUAACCAGCAGCAUUCUUUAUAGAGAACCAGACAAUGUUCAGAACAAAAACCAACAAUCCUAUGACAGAAAGAAACCUGGACAGUUUGCAAAGUGUUUAUUUGACUACUUGAACCAUGCAUCUGAGAUACCAAGUAUUGCAAUCACUGUUGUUGGAUGUGAAGAUGCAAUACAGUCAGUUCAUAAAGUGAUGGAAUCUCGUGGUGUCAGGAAAAAAUCCAAUGAAGCUCAACAGGGAGCAAGAAGCAAGACCAGUCAAGGUUCUCAUUAUGGCAGUGAGGGAGGCUAUUCAGCAUCUCAUUCUGUGUAUGGAGCUAAAGGCAGUGAUUUCUCAAGACAGCAUCAUGAUGAAG